AUGACCGUUCUCUCCGCGCCAUGGAACACUCGCCUCAGAGAACUAGCAAAACGAUGCCAAUUCCUUCAAGCUCUGAACCUCUAUUUCCAAAUGCUUCGCCAUGGCGAUCGCCCCAAUGCCUUCACUUUCCCGUUUGCUCUCAAAUCCUGCGCGGCCCUCUCGCUCCCCAUACUUGGCGCCCAACUCCAUGGCCAAAUCGUCAAACUUGGGUGUGAGGCUGAACCUUUUGUGCAAACUGCUUUGAUUUCUAUGUACUGCAGAGGUUCUCUGGUGGAGGAUGCUCGUAAAGUGUUCGAUGAGAAUUCCCAGUCGAGAAGACUAACUGUUUGCUACAAUGCUUUGAUUUCCGGCUAUGUCUUGAAUUCAAAAGGUUCUGAUGCGGUUCUAUUGUUUCACCAAAUGAAUGAAGAGGGCGUCCCUGUUAAUUCAGUGACAUUGUUGGGUUUGAUCCCGGUGUGUAUAUCUCCGAUUAACUUGGAGCUUGGAUCGUCUCUUCAUGGCUCUACAUUAAAAUAUGGAUUGGAUUCCGAUGUCUCUGUUGUUAACUGCUUCAUUACUAUGUACAUGAAAUGUGAUAUGGUGAAUCAUGCACAGGACCUGUUUGAUGAAAUGCCUGACAAGGGUUUGAUUUCUUGGAACGCUAUGAUUUCUGGGUACGCCCAAAAUGGGCUGGCAACAAAUGUUUUGAAGCUAUAUCAUGACAUGGAAUUGCGUGGGGUUCACCCGGAUCCUGUCACUCUUGUGGGAGUUUUAUCAUCUUGCGCCAACCUUGGGGCUCAGAGUGUUGGCCGUGAGGUAGAAUGUAAGAUCCAAGCAAGUGGGUUUGGCCGCAAUCCGUUUCUGAAUAAUGCUUUGAUCAAUAUGUACGCAAGGUGUGGCAAUUUAGCGAAGGCACAAACAUUGUUUGAUGAAACGCCUGAGAAAACAUUGGUUUCAUGGACGGCAAUUAUAGGUGGGUAUGGAAUCCAUGGACGUGGAGAAAUUGCAGUGCAGCUUUUCGAAGAGAUGAUAGGAAGUGGCAUUGUACCUGAUGGAACUGCAUUUGUGAGUGUCUUGUCUGCCUGUAGCCAUGCUGGGCUUACUGAUAGAGGCUUGGAAUAUUUCAAGACGAUGGGGAGAAACUAUCAAUUGGAACCAGGUCCGGAGCAUUAUUCAUGUAUGGUGGAUCUUCUGGGGCGAGCCGGGCGGCUAAACGAAGCUCAGAAUCUCAUCGAAUCCAUGCCAAUGGAGCCUGAUGGUGCCGUCUGGGGAGCUCUUCUGGGUGCUUGUAAGAUCCACCAGAACGUUGAGUUAGCAGAGCUGGCUUUUGAACGUGUGGUUGAGCUAGAACCUGCAAAUAUAGGAUACUAUGUUUUGCUAUCAAACAUUUACUCUGAUACCAAGAAUUCAAAAGGGGUUUUGAGGAUCCGGAUUAUGAUGAAGGAGAGGAGGCUGAAAAAGGAUCCUGGAUGUAGCUAUGUUGAACUGAAGGGCAGAGUUCAUCCAUUUGUGGCUGGGGAUAGAAGCCAUCCCCAGGUCGAAGAGAUAUAUAGAGUUUUAGAAGAGUUAGAAACAUUGGUGCAGGAAUUUGGAGAGCCUAAAAAGGAUGAUGUUGAUGGAGAAGAGAGCAACAAAAAGCUGUUUACUGGAGCUGGAGUUCAUAGUGAAAAGUUGGCUGUUGCUUUUGGACUCCUGAAUACCACGGCUGGGAUGGAAAUUGUGGUCAUAAAGAACCUGAGGAUAUGUGAAGAUUGUCACUUGUUUUUCAAGCUGGUUAGCAACAUCGUCCAUCGCCAAUUGACCGUAAGAGAUGCAACCCGCUUCCACCAUUUUCGAAAUGGGAGCUGUUCUUGCAAUGAUUAUUGGUAG
This is a messenger RNA of Momordica charantia (bitter melon), 1848 nucleotides long. Its product is annotated as Pentatricopeptide repeat (PPR) superfamily protein. The record is from RefSeq and is a predicted model, not a curated record. NCBI's taxonomy places the organism in Eukaryota, Viridiplantae, Streptophyta, Magnoliopsida, Cucurbitales, Cucurbitaceae. Gene Ontology annotation, biological process: RNA modification. Gene Ontology annotation, molecular function: protein binding; RNA binding; zinc ion binding.